Messenger RNA from Dermacentor silvarum, 2485 nucleotides. RefSeq names its product serine palmitoyltransferase 2 (gene lace). Gene Ontology annotation, biological process: ceramide biosynthetic process; sphingosine biosynthetic process. Gene Ontology annotation, cellular component: serine palmitoyltransferase complex. Gene Ontology annotation, molecular function: serine C-palmitoyltransferase activity; pyridoxal phosphate binding. The coding region runs from base 109 to 1713 and encodes 534 amino acids. NCBI's taxonomy places the organism in Eukaryota, Metazoa, Arthropoda, Arachnida, Ixodida, Ixodidae. The transcript is spliced from 10 exons. The record is from RefSeq and is a predicted model, not a curated record.
CGCGCCAGCGCGCCAGGUGGAGUUGUGCGGCUGAGCCGUCUCCCGGACCCGGCACCUCCCAGUCGGUGAAAAGUAAUCGGACGUCCACGAAGAAUCAGAACCGAAGUCAUGGGUCUCAGAGAAGAAGACACAACAAUACUGGACAAAACUUCACACUGUUGCAAUGGUGUGGUCCACAGUGAAACGCCAAAAAGUGAAGCUAAUGCAAAGCAUGAAGAGAAGAAGCCGCGUGUCCGGGGCAAAGACUACUUCGAGGAGACGCCCCUGCUCAUGGCAUUGAGCACAUACCUGAGCUAUGUCAUCUUGGGCAUCUUUGGGCACAUCCGGGACUUCAUGCGUUCUACGGGGCUAGAAGAAACACACAUGUCUACUGAGCAUGACCGGAAGGGAUAUGUUCCUCUGUACCAGAGCUUCGAGAGCUUCUACACGCGCAACGUGUAUAGACGCAUUCGUGACUGCCUCAAUCAACCCAUAUGCAGUGUGCCUGGUGCUGUCAUCGAUUUGGUGGACCGUGUCAGUUAUGAUAACAACUGGACUUUUGUGAUGCCUGGUACAGUGACAAAAGCCAUCAACAUGGGUUCCUACAACUACUUAGGAUUCGCCGAAAAUUCAGGACCCGUCGUUGAUGAGGUACAGAGGUCUAUCGAGCAUUACGGCAGUGGAACUUGCAGCAGUCGUCAUGAACUCGGCACCUUGGCCAUCCACCAGGAGCUGGAAGAACUGAUGGCACGAUUCCUGGGUGUUGAAGCAUGCCUGACAGUGGGCAUGGGCUUUGCCACCAACUCAACCAACAUUCCUGGCUUGGCUCAGAAGGGCUGUCUGCUGCUUAGCGACGAGCUCAACCAUGCCUCGCUCAUUCUGGGCUGCCGUUUGUCCGGUGCCACCAUCCGAGUCUUCAAGCACAACAACAUGAAAGAUCUUGAACGGAAAUUGCGAGAUGCAAUAGUUGAGGGUCAACCACGAACACACAGGCCAUGGAAGAAGAUCAUCAUCAUUGUGGAGGGAGUGUACAGCAUGGAAGGCUCCAUAGUGAUGUUGCCCGAGAUUGUAGCCCUGAAGAAAAAGUACCGAGCGUAUGUGUACCUAGACGAAGCACACAGUGUGGGUGCCUUGGGACCAAAGGGGCGUGGGGUGGUUGACUACUUCGGCCUCGACCCGCGGGACGUUGACCUUCUCAUGGGCACCUUCACGAAAAGCUUCGGUGCUGCGGGAGGCUACAUCGCUGGGUCAAAGGCAGUCAUCGAUCACAUUCGGGCGCAGUCGCACAGCUUUUGCUAUGCGGCCAGCAUGACGGCUCCAGUAGCCCAGCAGAUCAUUUCUACCUGCCGUGUCAUCAUGGGUGAAACUGGGGACGGCGAGGGACAGCGGCGCAUUGAGCGGUUGGCACGCAACACGCACUACUUCAGGCGCCGUCUGCAACAGAUGGGCUUCAUCAUCUAUGGCAAUGAGGACUCGCCCGUUGUGCCACUCAUGCUAUACCUCCCUUCCAAGAUUGCGGGCCUUGUGCGUUACCUCAUGAAGAGGGGCGUUGCCACGGUUGGAGUCGGCUUCCCUGCAACACCACUUCUGGAAGCACGAGCUCGCUUUUGCAUGUCAGCUUCUCACACAAAGGAAAUGUUGGACCAGGCCCUGAGUGUUAUUGACAAGGCAGGUGAUUACCUCUACCUGAAGCUGUCCAGAAAGAAGAGAAGCACCGAAGAAAUAGUCUACUGAUCAUUGAACUACUGAUGUGUAGCUAGGUGGCUGCCUUCAAUGCCUGCAGCAGCAGUGGGCAUGGUGCCAGGAGGUGCGCUGCUUUUCUGCUGUGCAUAUCCAAAGCCUGAAGAUCGUGCUGCAAGUGGCGCAUCAAGGUGCUGUGCAAAAACUGGGUCCAGUGUGAUUUUGGGAACUGGUCAUCAACCUCUGGCCUGCUUUUCCAAGUUGAACUCAAGACAUCAAAAAAGAAAAAAAAAAAAAAAAAAAGAAAGAAACAGAAAAAAGAAAAUGAACACGUGCCUCAGCCUCAUGCUUUCGUACUGUGUGUUCACCUUGUGGCUUCAUGUUUGUGUCAACUGUCUGUUGCCCGUCAUCUCGGUUUUGGGUGCAUUUAGGGAUUGUUUCUCUCAAAUGUACUCUCAAAUUCAUUCUGAUGUAGUUGUACAGAAAACUAGUUUUUUUUUUUUUUUUUAAGCAAUGUUGCGUGUGUGCGUUUUUUUUUUUUCUCUCACUGAGUGAGAUGGUGAACGGAAUUGUGUGGGUGCAGAGUCAUCACUCGCUGAUAUUUCAACAUGUUCAGUGUAGUUGCAACGUAGAGGCCAUGUAUGAAAACAGGUGCAAAAGGAAAAAAACUAGCUGCACAUAUCUUGCUACCGUUGUUACUAUUUUGUUUAAAUAAAUGCACGACAGUAGUUGGGAUAAGCUACGUUGCAGUAUAAAAAUCGUUGCAGCAAACCAAAAGUGACAUGGAAACUGUUCCUGAGGCAUAAUAAAACAAUCGUAGUAUUUU